Messenger RNA from Nerophis lumbriciformis (worm pipefish), 3717 nucleotides. The record is from RefSeq and is a predicted model, not a curated record. Lineage: Eukaryota; Metazoa; Chordata; Actinopteri; Syngnathiformes; Syngnathidae.
AUGAUUCUAGACAUUUUGACUUUGUAUCUAAUAUCAUUUAGCACCUUGCACGCUGGGUCGUCUUUGGAAUUGCAUUUCGGCAUGCCCAAUGUUUGCACUGGCCAGGAGAUGUCUCUUUUGGGAAGCCCACAGCCUUGUGUACAGGCUUAUACACGUAUGGUGAAGGUGUGGAGGCAGGGUUGUACAGGCCGAUGGUGUAUAGGUUAUGAAAGGAGGACGACAUACUACACAACAUACAGACAAGUAUACAAGACCGAUACCCACACAGUUUUUAAGUGCUGCCCUGGUUGGACUCAAAGGGAUGGUGAACCAGGCUGUCUACAUAGGAUAUGCAGUGCCCAUAUGUGUUUCAAUGGAGGUCGAUGUGCAGAGAGUGGAGAUCAUAUAUGUGAUUGUCCAAAAGGCUUCAAAGGGACACGAUGCCAGUACGAUAUAAAUGAAUGUGAUGUGGACAAAGGAGGCUGUGAAGGUUACUGUUGCAAUACUAUUGGCAGCUACUACUGCAAGUGUCCUGAGGGCAGUGAGUUGGGGCCAGAUGGAAAAUCCUGUCAAGAUGUGGAUGAAUGUGCGGAGCUCAACGGAGGAUGCCAGCAGAGAUGCAUCAACACACCAGGCUCUUAUCAUUGUGAAUGUGGGGAAGGAUUCCGCAUGCAUACUGAUGGACGGACCUGCAUUGCUGUAAAUUCUUGCUUGGUGUUGAAUGGAGGUUGUGAGCACAAGUGUCUAGACAUGGGGAACAAUCACUAUAAAUGUGAGUGUCGAAAGAACUACAAGCUGAAGACAGAUGGGAGGCACUGUGAACUGAGGGACCCCUGUGAGGAGAGGAAUGGAGGCUGCACACAGCUGUGUGUCUCUGUAGAUGGCAAUGUUCAGUGCAGCUGCCGAGCUGGUUUUACUCUGGUUCAAGAUGGCAAGAGCUGUGAAGACAUUGAUGAGUGCAAUUCAGGUCAUGGCAAUUGCUCCCAUGGAUGCGUCAAUAUGUUGGGCUCCUUUAGAUGUGUCUGUCAUCCAGGCUUUGAGCUUGGAGCAGAUGGGAAACGGUGCUACCGCAUUGAAAUGGAGAUUGUUAACAGCUGUGAGAAGAAUAAUGGAGGUUGCUCUCAUCAAUGUGAGCACACCACCAAUGGGCCCCUUUGCUCAUGCCAUCUUGGCUACCAGUUGGACCACGACAGGAAGACCUGUGUAGACAGUGAUGAGUGUGUCAAUGGGGAAUCCUGUUGCAGUCACUUCUGCAGAAACUAUCCAGGCGGCUACGAAUGCAGCUGCCGAUCUGGUCACACACAAAAUCCAGAUGGCUGUGGCUGCGAUGACAUCGAUGAGUGCCUGACAGAGAGUUCAGGCUGUGAUCAUGACUGCGUCAACACUCUGGGAACAUAUGAGUGUUCUUGCCAACGGGGUUUCCGCCUUGAUGAAGAUCAGCACACUUGCAUUCCUUUGUAUGGUAGGGCGUUGGAGGAAGAAGAGGAGGAGGAAGAAGAAGAUGAUGAAGAGCUGGAAGUCUUCAGGUUACCAGAGCUGGUCUUCCGCAACAUUCCCCAGCUUCUCCACUACACAGCAGCAUUACAUUCUAGCUAUGGGAGUGAUAAUAAGGAUGAUGAUGGUAGUGACUUUGAUGAAGAGUUUGAGAGCUUCAAAAACCAUCCAGUACAAUUUCGACUCAACAGUCAAAUUGUGUGUCUGGAUAACACUUUUGGUGAGGACUGCAGUUGGCGAUGCGAAGACUGUGUAAAUGGAGACUGUGCUGAAAAUAAAGACCACUGUGAAUGCUCACCUGGAUGGGCUGGCGUUAUCUGUAAUGAAACUUGUCCACAGGGCACAUAUGGACUGACUUGUAACAGUCUGUGCCAAUGUAAGAAUGGAGGCACAUGUGACCCUGUGACCGGGACAUGUUCAUGCCCUCCUGGGAUACAAGGUCUACAGUGCGAGGAUGGUUGUCCGAGAGGCUAUUUCGGAAGUCAGUGUUUGAGAAAGUGCAAUUGUCCAAACAAUGGACCCUGCCAUCGUCUAUAUGGCGCUUGCCUGUGUUCCCCAGGAAUAUAUGGCCGACACUGCCAUUUGCCUUGUCCCAGAUGGACGCACGGCCCAGGCUGUUCGAAGGAAUGUGAGUGUGUUCAAGAACAUUCCACUGGCUGUGACCCCAAGAUUGGGAGCUGUAUAUGUAAGCCUGCAUACCAUGGCUCGCAAUGUGAAAAAGUGUGCCCGGACGGCUUUUACGGGCUUGGCUGUGGCCAGAUGUGUGAGUGCAGGAAUGGUGCCCGCUGCCACCACAUCACAGGAGCCUGCCAAUGCACGGCUGGCUGGGCAGGGCCUCACUGCAUUCUGGCUUGUUCCAAUGGAUUAUUUGGCGAGGGCUGCAAGCAAAAGUGUGACUGUGUCCACAGUUCAAGUUGCCACCAUGUGACAGGCCACUGCCAAUGUGAGCCUGGCUGGAGAGGAGCCAAUUGUGACAAACCUUGCCUCUUGGGGUUCUUUGGUGCUUCCUGUACCCAGCGAUGCCAGUGCCCGGAUGGUGUUUCUUGUCAUCAUGUGACAGGGGUCUGUGGUUGCCCUGCUGGACUCACAGGGCCCAGCUGUGAGAAAACUUGUCCGGCUGCUAUGUAUGGGACCAACUGUAGUCAGCUAUGCCAGUGUUCAGGAGACCAUGAGCAGUGCCAUCCAGUUACGGGGAGCUGUAGUUGUUUACCUGGUUACUAUGGAGCAAGCUGCAAGUUAAGAUGUCGCUCAGGCACUUAUGGACCAAACUGCAAGUCACGAUGUAGUUGUCUCAAUGGUGGCCGCUGUGACUUCAGGACAGGCAUUUGCUACUGUCCACCAGGCUUCAUCGGAGUAGACUGCAGCUCCCGCUGCCCAACUGGGUACUAUGGCAAAGACUGUGCUAAAUUGUGUUCAUGUGGGGAAGGCGGCCAGUGCCAUCCUGCAAAUGGAAGAUGUAUUUGUGCAAUUGGGAGAAUGGGACAGUUCUGUCAAGUUUGUCCCAGCGGGCGUUAUGGGCUUCAAUGCCGCUACACAUGCAGAUGUCAAAACGGUGGUCAGUGUGAUCCAAUAGAUGGUAAAUGCAACUGUGGCCUUGGUUGGACUGGACCGGACUGUGAUACAGCAUGUUCCCAGGGAAAAUAUGGUGAAAAUUGCUCUCAAGACUGUCGUUGCCUCAAUGGUGGGACAUGUGACCGCUUUAUUGGCACCUGCAACUGUACAGCUGGUUACUACGGCCACUCCUGUCAACAUAGGUGCCCACUUGGUUUUUUUGGAAUCAACUGUGCCUUUACUUGUGACUGUGUGAGUGGGCAGACCUGCAAUUCCGUGACAGGACGAUGUGUGUGUCCACCAGGCUACUAUGGGCCUAAGUGUCAAAGCCGCUGUGAAGCUGGCAAAUUUGGCUCUAUGUGUAAAAGGUCUUGUGAUUGUUCAGGUGGGUCCUGUGACCCAGCCACUGGACAUUGCCUCUGUCCUCCAGGAAAGACUGGACAGAUAUGUGAAAAAGACUGUGGUGGGGAUCGGUUUGGCCCAGAUUGUGCUCUGUCUUGUCAGUGUUCUCACGGGGCCCGCUGUAAUGGGGUGACUGGACGCUGUCAGUGCCCACUCACCUGGCUGGGCCCCACCUGUGUGCUGCUUCAUCAAACAAGAGGACAGCUGAACUUUUCUGUGUCCCAAAGAAAGAGAAGAAUGGAAUGUGGUGUUCCAUCCCUGAGCCCGGAGCUCAAGACAAUCAACCAGUAA